GGGAUGUGGUUGAACAUGUGAAGACUAGAGCUUGAACGUUGAGCUUAACGUGAAUAUAAACUCACAUCUGUUUCUCUGUCAUCGCAAUUGUCUGUCAUCGUAUUGCUUUACCGUGCCACUACAUUACUUUUGAUCCACUUUCAAUAUCGUGUCGAUGCCAUGCUUUCAAACGAGAUCCGCAAGAUAGAGAACCAAGUGCGCUUCCAUGACUGGGCCGACAAGUUGUAUUCGUGUCGCAAUGAGAAGCUCACGAAUUGGGUGACUUCCUUUCAUCCAGACAAGCUCGCUUGCCGCCUCGCUCACGAUUCGGUUGAUGAUGACUGGAAGGGCAACUUUAACUGGUGUGUUCGUGUCAUUUUCUCCAACGAAGACAGCUGGAUCGUCCGUUUCCCGCAGGGUGGUAGGGUGGCUGUACCUGAUGAAAAAGUGGAGUGUGAAGUCGCCGCUAUCAUGCUGAUUCGCCAGCAUACGGAUAUACCGGUGCCGGCUGUGAAGGCAUGGGGGCUCUCACAUGAAAACGCCCUUGGACUAGGACCUUUUAUGAUGUCCCAAUUCGUGGAAGGCGUAAGCCUCGGCGGAAUUCUUCAAGAUCCGGAAGCAAAACACCGCUCCAUGGCCGACAACAUUGAAGACAGAAUGCUUGAGAAGAUCUAUCGACAGAUAGCAAAAUUUCAGUUGCAGCUUGCUUCGCUUGAUUUUUCGCACAUCGGCGGCCUAUCUUGUUCUAUGCAACGCGAUGACGAGAGCAAGAUCAUUACUGUCGACAAGCGACCGUUAACAUUGAGGGCUCACUCAAUAUUGAAAUUGGGUGAUGUCGACGUUCUUGGUCUUUCGAAUGCCACCUUUGCACAUGCAACGGAGUACUUUGAACACAUUACACAAGGAAACAUGACACACCUUCGAGAACAGCCGAACUCAACAGAUGACGAGGACGACGCCAGGCAAAGAUAUCGAUAUUGGACGGCGAUGCACAAGCUUGCUCCAAAGGUGUUGAUGUCAGAGUUCAACAAUGGCCCAUUCAAGCUCAUUUGUGACGACUUCACACCGGCCAACAUGAUUGUCAACAACGCGGAAGAUCUUGAGAUUAUCGCCGUCAUCGACUGGGAGUGGUCGUACGCAGGUCCACUGCAGCUGUACUGGUCUCCGCCGCGUUGGCUGCUCCUACAACAACCUGAUUACUGGAAAAAGGACGAGGAACGGCUCGAUCGAUACAAGCAUUGUUUGUUCCUCUAUCUGAGGAUUCUCGAGGAUGAAGAAGAGAAUUCUCCAAAUCUGAUCAGUGAAGCUCGUCCUCGCGGCUCUUCCUUGAUCAAACAGGCAUGGCAAGAUGGGAGAAUUUGGUACCACCACAUCCUGCUCGGUUCUUUCCACCAUAUCUCAGACGUUCCGUAUCGCGAGCUGAAAGCUGUCGCACCGGAAUUGGACGACCUUGCCAACGCAGUACCUGCCCAAGAAGUAGAAGUGUUUGUCGAAAUGAAGAUGGAACAACUCCGGACCUACAAGGCUGAUUUGCCGAAGAAGACUGAAGAGUACCUGCAGUAUGUCCGUGCUUAUUUGGACAAGGAGGCCGAGGAGCAAUAUCAGACGGCACGAGCUAUACUGGCGGAGGAAAAUGAGGCGGAAGUACAACUUUUCAAGGCCAAUCCAGGGGAAGGGGAUGAUGAUGAGCAAUUGCAGCUCUUCAAAGCGAAGCUGGCGAAGGAGGCUGACGCAAAAUUGCACUUCCUCAAGGAAGCGUUGGAAGCGAGGAAGGAAAGGUCCGUGCCAAAGUACAUGGCCAUUUUGGAGGAGGACUAGCACCAAGUGAUGAACACCGUGAUGAGCCAAACGCUGUAUCGUAUCGGUGUUCAAUAGAAGCACCUACGUAUUUCGGCUUCGAAUGCUGACUCCUCUUUGCAAUUCUGGGUGACUUAUCACUCAAGUCUUGCAAUCUGCUGUG
Molecule: messenger RNA, 1939 nt
Organism: Dissoconium aciculare CBS 342.82
Lineage: Eukaryota; Fungi; Ascomycota; Dothideomycetes; Mycosphaerellales; Dissoconiaceae
Exons: 2
Coding region: 160-1797 (545 amino acids)
Source: RefSeq, a predicted model, not a curated record